AUGGUUUGCGUAUCCUCGAUCGAAAUUCCGCUUCUUUUCGGAGGAAUCAAAGCCGAUAAAGACGGUCUUAACUUCCAAAGAGGCAUCAACAACAAUGGCGACGGAGUCGAUCACAAUACAAACUUUGGCUGGGGCGGAGGAAACUUUGGCAUUAAAGUUUUGUUUGGACUAGAUUCUGAUCGCUUUUCCUGUAUUCAGCACCAAUCUCGGACGAUCUUGUCACAGGUGGAUGCCAGAAGUGGACCGAGAUCGUCGCUCGGAGUCGGCAAGGACGGUUUCAAUUGGGGUGCGGGCGUAGUUGUCACUGAAAGACCUCAGAUUAGCAGGCCCUACAGGCACCCACGAUUUUGA
Ostertagia ostertagi is the source of this 351-nucleotide messenger RNA. NCBI's taxonomy places the organism in Eukaryota, Metazoa, Nematoda, Chromadorea, Rhabditida, Trichostrongylidae. The record is from the annotation of a GenBank genome assembly.